GCUGCUCAUACUUUCACUUUCGUUACCCUCAUUGUGCAACGUGUUUUCUAGGGCAGAGUGACAAGAAGGGAACUGUACAGAACAAAAAACUUCACAAAGACCAGCCAGACUUUGAGAAUAAAGGACCAGCUAGCAGACUGAGGACCAGUUAGCUGUUAGCCAGAAGCUACUUUAAACUCUGACGUUAAUAGAGUAUUUGUCAGCUUUGCAGAUAACACAGUAGCUCGAUCUGCUUCUGCCAUGACCACUGACAGCAUGUCUGACCCAGAACAAAAGGAUUUGGGGGAAGAGAAGCCCUUGAGGAUCAUGCUUCUUGGGAAGAGUGGAGCAGGCAAGAGCUCGAGUGGGAACACAAUCCUUGGUAGAAAUGUGUUUAAAUCAGACAUGAAGCUGCAGAGAGUCACUCGACAUUGUGAGAAGGAAGUUGGAACAAUUGGGAAUGUGCCUGUUGCUGUGAUCGACACACCAGGGCUUUUUCAGACUGGCAACAAGGAGGAAAUUGUUCAAGAAAUUCUGAAAUCUACCAGAUUCCUGGAACCAGGACCUCAUGCUUUUGCAUAUGUAAUCCCUUUAGGAAGGAUGACUCAGGAAGAUCAAGAUACCAACACACUGAUCGAAACAAUGUUUGGCCCAAGAGUGUGGGACUACACCAUCGUGCUGUUCACCCAUGGGGAUCGUUUGGAAGGAAAAACAAUAAAUGACAUCAUCACUGAGAGCGAUGACAACCUCCGCAACUUCAUACGCAAGUGUAGUGGCGGCUUCCAUGUCUUCAACAACAAAGAACCAGAAAACCCAGAACAAGUGACAAGCUUCGUGGCAAAGAUCCAGACCCUGAUGGCCCUGAAUGGAGGGACUGAUUACAACAAAAAACUGUAUCCCGAAAAGGAGAGAAAGAUCAGGGAAAUACAGGAGAGCAUCAUGGCAGAGAGAAAUGAAGAGAUCAGCAACAAGGAGAAGGAGCUGGAGGAGCGUUAUAAGGGGGACGAGCUUGAGGAGAUGAAGAAGGCGCUGUGGAGAAGAGAGGAGCUCAAAGCAAGACUGACUGCAGAGAAACAGACUGGCAUGAACGCUUGGAUCUUCCUGAUCCUGGUAGCAGUGGGUGUACUGAUUGCAGUUUGUGCUACUCAGAACUGUUAUAGGUUGAAUGUGUCUUCCUCAUCAGUGGAUCUCACAGUGAAGCUGGUGGGUCAUUUGGAACAAUUGCUGGGGAGGACGCUGUCUGUCCAAGACUGGUUCAACACCAACUUUCACUUUUCUCUUGCUUGACUUAUAAUAAUCUGAAAUGUAGCUGUUUUCCUUUUUGGACUAGUUGAUGCUUUUAAUUGACUGAUGAACACUCGCUGUAGGAUCAUGCUCAACGAAUUUAAUGAGAUAUUUUACCUUUUCUUCUGAUAGCCUAAUUGAUUUGAGAUUGCAGUAUGUGAGAUUUUGACUAUAUUUAUUAUUACAGUUUAAAUUGGUUUAAAUACAUUUAUUCUCCUGUUACAUGUUAAUCAUUUUUAGUGUUCUGUAAUCUGCUCAUGAAUGGUUGCCCAUUUCUUAAUGGCUGACUGAUAAUUCAUCUAGACAAUGACUGUUUAUUAGUUAGUAAAUUCUUUAUGUGUGGUGGUUUUUUGUCUGGUUCUUUUUUUUUUCCAUUAAUUUUCAUGUUACGGAGCCCUUUGUUGUUAGUAGAUCAGGAUAACUUGUCAAUGUUGGGUGGUCCUUAACAGUCAGCUCAACCUCAUUGCGGUGAUUCAGUAAUUUAGUGGGAGUGUCUGCAACUCGAAGUUUCAGUUUCAUUUCUUGGGAUCAAGGGCAGCAGAGGUAAGACACUGCUUUGAGAUUAUAGCUGAUUUAUGAGUAAAUGUAAAGUCGGUUUUCUGGUUUUGUGUGCUGCAUUUUCGUGUAACAUUUCUACAUGGACAUAAUAAACAGAUAAACAUGCA
Molecule: messenger RNA, 1928 nt
Organism: Lates calcarifer (barramundi perch)
Lineage: Eukaryota; Metazoa; Chordata; Actinopteri; Centropomidae
Product: GTPase IMAP family member 7
Exons: 3
Coding region: 241-1266 (341 amino acids)
Molecular function (GO): GTP binding
Source: RefSeq, a predicted model, not a curated record